This is a messenger RNA of Micropterus dolomieu (smallmouth bass), 2800 nucleotides long. Its product is annotated as ceramide synthase 2-like. Gene Ontology annotation, cellular component: membrane. The transcript is spliced from 10 exons. Gene Ontology annotation, molecular function: sphingosine N-acyltransferase activity; DNA binding. Gene Ontology annotation, biological process: ceramide biosynthetic process. NCBI's taxonomy places the organism in Eukaryota, Metazoa, Chordata, Actinopteri, Centrarchiformes, Centrarchidae. The coding region runs from base 20 to 1165 and encodes 381 amino acids. The record is from RefSeq and is a predicted model, not a curated record.
GCACUGUUUCGUCUUUAGGAUGUUGUCCCGGCUGAAUGAGCUGAUAUGGGCGGACUGGAUUUGGUUUCCCGAAGGCCACGGCUGGGCUGAUUUGAAGGACCACGAUGGCAAAGUCUUCCCUAAACCACGGGACCUCUGGGCUACUGUACCCAUCGCUCUCUGCUUCCUGGUCAUUAGACAGAUAUUCGAGAGGACUGUAGCGAUCCCUCUUGCCUCACUGCUGGGAGUGAGUGACAAGCAGUGUGUUCGUGCUCCUCAUAAUCCCGUCCUGGAGUCCUAUUUCUGCACUACAUCAAAGCAUCCCCCACAGAGCUCCAUAGAGAGUUUAAGUAAACAGACGGGCUGUACGGUGCGACAGGUCCAGAGGUGGUUCAGGCAGCGGAGAAACCAGGACCGGCCCAGCAAGCUCACAAAAUUUCGGGAAGCGAGUUGGAGAUUUACCUUUUACCUUCUUGCUUUCUUUGCUGGCCUGGCAGCCCUUAUUGACAAACCAUGGUUCUAUGAUAUGAAGCUGAUGUGGGAUGGCUUCCCGAAAAUGCCACUUUUGCCUUCACAGUACUGGUACUACAUGAUCGAACUAGGCUUCUAUCUCUCGCUGCUUUUUAGCGUAGCAUCAGAUGUCAAACGCAAGGAUUUCAAAGAGCAGAUAAUUCACCACAUAGCCACCAUUGUCCUCAUCAGUUUCUCCUGGGUGGUGAACUACAUCAGGGGAGGGACUUUGAUCAUGUUAGUGCAUGAUGCCUCCGACUAUCUGAUGGAGUCAGCCAAAAUGUUCAACUACGCCGGUUGGAGGAGAACCUGCAACCUCAUCUUUACCGUGUUUGCUGCAGUUUUCAUCGUCACCCGCCUUGUAAUCCUCCCAUUCUGGAUCAUAUACACGACGUGGGUGUAUCCCCUGACCCUCUACCCCCCCUUCUUCGGCUUCUACUUCUUCAACGGGCUAAUGUUUGUGCUGCAGGCUCUGCAUAUCUUCUGGGCCUGGCUCAUCUUGCGCAUGGUCGUCAAAUUCCUGCCAGGCAAUGAGAUUGUCGAGGAUGAGCGGAGCGACAAAGAGGAGACCGAGUCGGAAGAUGAAGACGACCGCGGGCAGAGGGCAAACUUUAAAAACGGCCACGUGCAGAAUGGCCACACUAUCUUCAACAACAACCACAGUAAGGCGGACUGAUUGGACUAUGUGAGAGCUGGAGACGAGGCUCUGUGAGGAGUGACUAUGGACCCUCAUAUGUGGCCCUCACCUGAAACCCAAAGAACGGGAGCGUGGCAUGUCGAAAGGAGCAGCAGGCAGCGCGCAAACACACACACAAAUACACACAUAUUCACACUGAUAGCAAUCCCCUCCUUUCUGAAAUCCCGGUAGUCCAGUGUGAAUAAUUUCACUGCUGCUGGGGUUGACGUUAAAUUAAAUGGAAAGAAGACUCCGAUGGAGAACAACAGUGAUCUGCUUAGCACCUAAGCGGCAGAGUGGUUUUCUCAUUACACACACCUUCUGCUCUUUUCUCUGCCCUCUUGUUUGCUAUUUACCAUUUUUGUGCUGUCGACCAAGUUGUCACAUGCCGAAUCUGCCUGCUUGUUUCAUUAUGUUUUGUAGCGGGAAGUGUUUUAAAGACAUACUGUGGUUAGGACGGGCAUUCCCGUCCUGCACAGUCAGUUUAAACUCUUCUAAGCGUUACUGUCCUUAAACUUGACUGAUUUUUGCUCUAAAUAACCCUACUGAAGUCAGUGAAAUUAUUAGGAGGACAAUGUCUUUCUAUGGACCAUAAGCUGAUUUAAGUCUAUUUACUGAAAUCCAGAAUAUCAGUUAAUAAUUAAUUUGUGCAAGUUAGUCGUUGUGGUUACCAUUUUGUCACUUUUGGUUCUUGCCAAUGGUUUUGCUCAAAUAUAUUUGUUCCAGUAAUGUUUAAAUAAAAUGGAGGUAAAUAAUGUUAGUUUUUUUUUAACAGUAUGAAAAAGCGCAAGAAAGUGCUACAUCUGCCUUUGGAAAUGUGCCUUUGUGGAAGUUUGUCUUAAUUGUUUUGCCUUUUGGAAAGCAGAACGCACAGCUAUCAUUUUAAAUGUUUUGUUUAUGGUUAAUAUCUUUUUAGUUGUAUGAUUUUAUUUUUUCUUCGUAUUUUAUUUGUUUUCACUCCAGUCAACUAUUUAAAUUUAGGAGCAAUUUGUUUGAGUGUAACCCAAACCGUUGAGCAACUGCUCAUUAAUUCUUUAUGGACUAGAAGAGUCAAUACCAUUUCCAUUCAGUGUUGUUUUUCCCAUCCAUCCAAAGAUGCACUUUAUGGUUUCUUCUAUGGAUCAGCAUUGACUAAAUAUUUAGGAAACAAGCUUGGUAUUAGUGUUCGAAUUCAAACCUGAUUUUCUUUUAAGUUUAGAGAGGUUUGGAGUAUGAUUUAAAUUGUUUCAUAUUUAUUAUCUACCCAAAAUUUUCCUCUUUGUGUUGGUUCAUUUUGUAUAAAGGUAAAAAAGAAGAGUUUAAUGAAAUCUUAACUAAAUAGGUAAAAUAAUAGAAACACCAAAGUAUGGUUUACAUUUUGUAUGACCUUGUUGUUUGCAAGUGCCUUCAUCAUUUCAAAUGUUUCUGUCCCUUUGUCUUUAUUUCUCCUGUCUUUGUGCCCUAACACAUCCAACAUUGAAUGCACUGUAACGCUCUGGGCCUCUAACUUUGCUCUAUGCCUCGGCUCAUGACGACCAAUCACCUGCUGCUCCAUCUAAAGAGCUUUGCUUCUACAGAGAGCAUUUUUAUUCUGCAUAACGUGUUGCUGAGAUGUAAAAUCAUAAUAAUGAUGACGAUAAAGAUAACUGUGGAUAA